UUUGCCUUUUCUGCUUCUUUGUCCUCCGCUUUCGCGCUCUUCUUUUCCACUUUCAUCUGGUCGGGAUCCAUUUUUUUAUUUUCGGAGACGCGCUGGCGAAGGCGAGACGCGCGCAAGGGGAGGCGACACAAGAUAUUGCCUCUCGGCCCGGCACUGCUGAACGCGGCCGGCAGAGAAUUGGACGCGACUCACCGAGCAGAAAAUGCCCCAGACAAGUCAGGUUUCUGCGGUCUGUUUUUGACACACGAGGAGUUUCUACACCUCCACAGUUUUCUCGAGAAACAGCGCCUUUUUUGCAGCGUCUGUCGCGCUUCAUUUCGCCUCGUCCGUCUCUCCCUGUCUCCAGUCCGCCGUUCACCCGUCCAGUCUUUGUCCUCUCCGUUCCUCGUGGAUGCUUGCCGUCCUUGUACCUCUCUCCCGUACCUUCCUUUCAAGGACAUAUGUGGAGACUCAUCAAUUCUCGCGACGUCUUUCCGAUCUGCCUGCUUCUCUUCAGCGCUUCCUAUACUCUCUAGAACGCUCUGGCGGCUGUAAACCUGUUCGCGCCGCGAGGACGCGCAGCGUCUGCUGGCGAAUGCUGCCAGAUCUUCUUCACUGCGUCUCCACGCAACUCAAGAUGCGAUUCGUCCAGGUUUCUCGUCUCUCUCCCUCGCCCUGCGGCCUCCUCUCUCUCUCUCUCCUGUACCUUGUCUUCUCUCUUCGCUGCGCCGCCGCUUCUUCUCCUCGCUUCGCCGGCGACUCCUUCGGAAUCGCCUGGGUCUCGGACGUGCAUCUCGAUCCUCUGUACUCCCCCGUUGCUCACAUCGAAGACUGGUGUCGACCGUCCUCUUCUCGAUCGUCUUCUGCGCUUCUCUCCCCUUCUUCCUUGGACUCCGGAGCCGCGUCGAGACAGAAGGCGGACGCGGAGCAGUCGUCGAACUCGACGUCCGGCGGUGAAAGUCGUUCGAGAGACCAAGAUGACGCCAAGGGAGCGGAGGCGAAUUCGCGCGAUUCCCGAGCGCAGAGCGCCGAGACGCUGAGUCCUCUCCGAGGGUGGCGAGGCGCAGAAACGAACCCAAAUAUAGGCCGAGCUGGGUGCGACUCCUCGCCGCUCCUCUUCCGCUUGCUGCUUGACAGCGUAGAGCGAGAAAUACGAAGACGCAAGUCGAAAGACGAGAAGGCAACGAAGCCUCAGACGUCCAAGGAGUUGGCGGAGAUGCCCGAGCCGAAGACUGAGGCAGAAAAGACCGGUGGCGCCCAGCAGAGAGAAUUGUCCGACGCCGAGGAGGACGAACGGCGAAGCACAGACUGGGGACAAGAGCGAGAAGAAGAACGCCUUCGGAAUACUCCCAUAGAGGCUGUGCUUUUCAGUGGCGACUUCGCUGCACACUACGACGACUCCGAAUCCCAAAAACGGGUGUCGGCUUCGGCAGAUUCGGGAGAACAUCGGGCAGAAGCAGAGGCGCGGAGCGGGGAGAGGGGAAAACAUCAGGCGAGCGACGGAGACAGGGAUGAAGGAAACAGGGAUGAAGGAGACAGGGACGAAGGAUACAGAGAAGAGGGACUCGCAGCAGGCGCAGCGGACUCUGCCGGCGACCGGAGAGCGAGAGAGACAGGCACUGCAGCUUCGGCGACGCCUGUGCAAGUUAUUUUUGUGGUCGGAAAUAACGACCUGCCUCGCGACUAUCACAUUCCAGAGACGCUGAACAAGUGGAGCGUCGCUCUCUAUAAACUCUGGCGACCGAUCUUGCCCGGCGACCCGCAGACUAAAGAGACCUUUGAGCGGGGACUUUUUUACCGAACGCGCCUGGCGACGCGGCCGUCGGUUCGCGUUUUGUGUCUCAACACAGUGUUCUACGCGCGUAUGGCGCGGGAGCGAGAGAAAGGAGAAGAAGAUCUUGUUGCGGAGUCCGACCCUGCUGGGCAGUUUGCGUGGAUGGCGAGAGAGCUGCAGGACGCUCGCGAGCUUCAGGAACAGGUUCUGCUGGUCGGACAUGUUCCUCCCGGCGUCUCCGUCCACUUUCGCGGUCAACUGGAACAUGUACAGCAGUGGAGAGACGCGUACCUCGACAGGUACAGGUCGCUCGUUCUCAACUACUCGGAUGUUAUCGUCGCCCACCUCUACGGCCAUGUACAUGCUGAUACGCUUCGCGUUAUCUCUCCUGAUUUUCACCCUGCCUCUGCUUCGCUCUCUUCUCUCGCUUCUCUCUCUUCUUCCCCUGCGUCCAGCGACUUGGCGAGUCUCUGCCGAGUGUCGCGGGGCGUCGCCGAGCGCGUACAGCCGCUGCUGACUGCGCCGGCGGUUUCGCCAGUCCACGGAAACAAUCCUGCGUGGAAAAUCUUGUUUUUUUCGGACUCGCCUCUCGAAGCAGCAAAGUCUCCCGCGCUUCCGCGUUCCCCCGUGUGUCUCCUGGACUACACUCAGCUGUAUCUCCCGCUCUACGGCUUCAUUCCGCGUCCAGUCACAGGUGCGUCUGCAGCAGGCCUCGCUGAGACGAGCUUGGCGACGCCCGCGGCUUCUGCGGCUUCUGCGUCUUCUGCGGCUUCUGCGUCUUCUGCGGACGGUCCUGCGAAUCGCGCAGCGCUUCGUCGCGAGACGUCGGCAGAGUAUCCGUUCCUCGAAGAAUACACCUUCUCGUCGACCUACGGCUUGCCGUGUGUCUCCGGCCCCACGGUGGCGAGGCUGUCGCAGAUUCUUGCUGUGUCACCCUUCGUCUUCGGCCUUUACUCUUGGCAUUCCGAGUCGGGAGGGAGAGAGGUGACGAAUCGCCUCCGCGUCUGUGAAGGCGUCGUCUCCACGCGCAGCGAAUAUCUGCGCUGCCUACGAGAACUCACACAGCUGUAAAGACCCAGCGCUUGUGUUCAGGCCGCAGCCGAGACACAGCGGCAGCGCGACGAAGCGCGUCGGCGGUCUCCUGCGACUAUCCAGUAGAAACCAACGCGACAGACAGGCACAAUUGCGAAUGCGGCUUUCUGAACGAAACGGCGCAGAGAGACACUGAGACAGACACUUGCGAGAAUGGUUCGAUUUUUUUUUAAUUCGGAAGGGUGUGGAACUGUAUGUAUGUGUGUACAUUUAGAGAGAUCAAGAUGCAUGAGGGAACGCAUUUGUACAUGCAAGUAUACAGGUCGACGGGUGAAGUCCACUGUCGAAAGGCGAAUGGACUUGUACAAGUAUCUAUAUAUCUAAAUCUGCCUAUCGAUAUCUGUAUGUAAACAGGAGUUUGUUCAGAAUGUAAAAACGGGGGUACACCUCUGUAGAGAUGCAUGCACAGGACGAAGCGCCGCAGAGGUCUCGCUGGCGGCCCGCAUGCGUUCGCGGCUGAGCGUUGCCUUUUGCGCGCUUUGACUUUGGAACAGUCGCGGCAAUUUACGCAGCUUCUUUUGCAGAGUCAGCGUGCACUCCGAAGCCCAUGCGUCUGCAUGUCCACACGAAAAACGCCGCGCGUUGCUCUGUGGAGAGUCGAGGUCUCGAUGCCUCCAGCUUCAUCGGUCUCCACCCAGAGAGAAGCGGAGACAGAAACUUUUUAAGUUAUUGAAGGGAUGACACACGAAGCACACAGGGACAGGCCGAGGAAAAAACAGCGAAUGAGAGGAAGACAACAGGAGCGGGGAAGUUUUUUGGCUGGACGCGACGAGAGGCGAUGGAGAGGCAAAGGGCAUCGCUGAACCAUCAAAAAGGAUGGCCGGUCGAAAAAACAAUUGAUUUCCCUGUCUCGUCUCUGUGGCGUCGUGCACAGCCAGAGAGACUCGAGGAGAGGCUUUUUCUUCUCUUCUUCUGUAAAGCAGUCUGUUCAACUUCGCGUUCUGUUUAACAUGAGGUAGUAUCCUCUCAAUGAAGAACAAAAUCCCCUGAAUUUCAGAGACAGUGUGAUGCCUCGAAGCCGCUGCCUGCAGAGAGGGUGUGCAAGCCUGACAGGUUGGGAGUGAACAAAGCAUCCUUUUUAAGUUCCUGGUUCGCUUGACUUUUCGCCUUUUCAUCUGGCGGUCUUCUUGUACACGGUAGUCUCCGUCUCAAAACUCGGGAGGUCCCCUCUGAGUUGCGGGUACAGCACUGUGUCUUCCGAUUCACCAUCGACAGUGC
Molecule: messenger RNA, 4063 nt
Organism: Toxoplasma gondii ME49
Lineage: Eukaryota; Apicomplexa; Conoidasida; Eucoccidiorida; Sarcocystidae
Product: Ser/Thr phosphatase family protein
Exons: 6
Coding region: 392-2824 (810 amino acids)
Source: RefSeq, a predicted model, not a curated record